Besnoitia besnoiti is the source of this 363-nucleotide messenger RNA. RefSeq lists its product as uncharacterized. Lineage: Eukaryota; Apicomplexa; Conoidasida; Eucoccidiorida; Sarcocystidae. The coding region runs from base 1 to 363 and encodes 120 amino acids. The transcript is spliced from 3 exons. The record is from RefSeq and is a predicted model, not a curated record.
AUGGUCAAAUACUGCGGGGCUAAGAAGUGUGACUUGAUCGACCUUCUGAAUGCGGCGACCACAUCUAGAGAACGUAACAAGGUCGUAAAGCAGUUAAAGAAAUUCGACCCUUGUCCAAGACGCGAGCUUGACGUUGAGUUUGAGGCCAAAGACUGCAGCUGCAAGAAGUACAACCAGACGCAGUAUUACAUGUGCUGGCGAUGUGAUAAACCGAAAACGACGAACGUUAAGGUCAUGUGGAAUAGUCCCAAAGGCUUGAAAAUAAUCUGCAAUACAUGCUACUUCGCGUUGAACGCUAAUGCAGAUCUGGAGAAGGCGAGGAGAGAAAACGCCCAGAACUACAGCUUCAUGAAAAAGAAGUAG